AAGAACCUUUCCAAGACAGCGCUGGCCUUUAGAGGGACACACUGCAAAUGUAUUUCUAAUAGUAUCACCGUAGAAAGCUGGAAGACUCAAGGUGUUCAAAAUGUCCAUCGCCCAGGCUGCGGCCAAGGCCAUGCUAUCUGAUGCCCUGCUGCAGGACGGCCCCGGGAUAAACCGGAUCCACCACCUGGAGCUGGAGCUUCCUCUGGACAAGGUCAUCAAAUUUGUGUCUGUCGGACUUCCGCUGAUGCUGGUGUGCAUGGCCUUCGCCCGUGAGAUCUCCCUGGGGCCUCAGAUCAGCUGUUUCCCUCCCAGCAAUUUCACCAUCAAGCAGGCCAGCUAUGUAGACACGUACUGCUGGGACUCCCUCAUGCAUCAUGAAUUCGACAGCAAUGGGAACUUUGAGGAGCGCUCACUCUGGGUACACAAAAUGUUCCCAUACUCUCUUAUGGCAAUGGCUGUCUUGAUGUACCUGCCGGCUCUGAUCUGGCGCCAGCUCGUCAUGCCCUCACUGGGCUCAGACCUGCUCUUCGUUAUUGACGAACUGGACAAGUCGUACAACCGCUCCAUCCGACUGGCUCAGAACAUUUUGGACAUGCGCCAGAACACUAAGAACCCCCUCACAUUUCAGGCCGAACUGCAAAGGGCCAAGAAGAAGCGAUACUUUGAGUACCCUCUACUGGAGCGAUACAUGAAGUGCAAACAAAACUCCUACUUCCUCGUUAGCAUGCUUUUCUUACGAGGCUUCCUCCUCUUGACCUUCAUGACUGCUGCCUGUCUCUACCUGGCCUACUUCCACCUCUCCGCCUUCCUGCAGGAUGAGUUCAGCUGCUUCGUCCGCACCGGCAUGCUGCGGGAUCAGAACUGGGUUCCUGAGUUGGUUCAGUGUAAAAUGAUUGGCCAGCUGGUUUUUCAAGUGAUAAGCGUGGCCAACGGUGCCAUCUACGUCCUGCUUGCUCCUAUAGUCCUCUUCAGCCUGAUCCGGCUCUUUGUUUGGGACACCACCUUUAUCUCUGUCUACGAGGUCCUUCCAGCACUGGAUGUAAUCAACCAGCGUCAGCUAGGCUGCCCACUGAAUGACCUCAAUGUCCUUCUACUCUUCUUGCGGGCCAAUGUAGCACACCUGAAGUCCUAUGGGCAGGUGAGGGCAUUGUGCUCACUGGCGCCACCACAGGUGGGUACAGCCACCACAGGGCAGGGUUUGAAUGCAAUGCUGAGCCAAGAAGAGAUGGAAGAGCGUGAGGAGGCUGCGAUGGAGCUGGCAGGAGAAGUGGAGGAGGCCAAGGAGGAAGGGAAGCUCAGCCUGGUGGACAUCAUGACUAUUCUGGGAGCAGCGCAGGGAAGAGUGGUAAACUGCAGCGAGAAGAGGCCCCUUGUGGAGGAGAAUAUGAGUCUUGGUACCGUAACAUUUAUUUACACACUCAAACGCAUUCUGCUAGUGGCUAUAUUUGUUUACAUCAUUUGGGAUGUGCAGAAAAUUAUUAAGUGACCUCCACACUACAGGCUCUGAGAAUGUAAAGCAAGUGCUUUAAAUAUGAGGUAGCAUAAGCAGUUCUCACUGAAAAGCCACUGAAUAUAGAAUAGGGUAGUAUCCAAAUAGACCCGAGGAGGCAGUUUGAGAAACAUUUGCAGUGAAUUUAAACAUUGUUUGGUCAUAUUCUUUCUCUUUACUGUCUGUCUUGCUUCCGUUCCUUCUUUUUGGAGCCAAACUGAACUGCCUGUAUUUCUAAAAGAGUUUUAAAAGCCAUGGCUGAUUAAGGAGAGAGAGAUUUGUGGUGCUUACUAGUUCUAACUGACCUCUCUGUCUCUUCACAGAGCCAAACCACCAGGGGUACCAUGAGUUGAAGGAGUCUGCACCAUUUAAUCAUUACUAGGCCUCCUACGGACU
Molecule: messenger RNA, 1885 nt
Organism: Acanthopagrus latus (yellowfin seabream)
Lineage: Eukaryota; Metazoa; Chordata; Actinopteri; Spariformes; Sparidae
Gene: panx3
Product: pannexin 3
Exons: 5
Coding region: 101-1486 (461 amino acids)
Biological process (GO): positive regulation of interleukin-1 production; monoatomic cation transport
Molecular function (GO): channel activity
Source: RefSeq, a predicted model, not a curated record